Messenger RNA from Spirodela intermedia, 774 nucleotides. The record is from the annotation of a GenBank genome assembly. Lineage: Eukaryota; Viridiplantae; Streptophyta; Magnoliopsida; Alismatales; Araceae.
AUGGCAUAUGCCACUCUGCCGUACCCUCCUCCGGCUGGAGCAGCAGCAUCGAGUGGCCCAAUGGUGAUCGGAGCAGUGCCCGCCCAGCCUCAGUCACCGUUUCCCACUUCUCCCGCUCAGAUCCCCAGCCAGCACCAUCUCGCCUACCAGCAGGUGCAGCAGUUCCACCAGCAGCAGCUGCAGCAGCAACAGCAGCAGCUGCAGAGCUUUUGGUCCAACCAGAUGAUGGAGAUUGAGGGGACAACGGACUUCAAGAAUCACAGCCUCCCGCUUGCUCGGAUAAAGAAGAUUAUGAAGGCCGACGAGGAUGUGAGGAUGAUCUCUGCCGAGGCACCAGUGGUGUUUGCCAAGGCCUGCGAGAUGUUCAUAUUGGAGCUGACCCUCCGGUCUUGGAUUCACACUGAGGAGAACAAGAGGAGGACGCUGCAGAAGAAUGACAUCGCGGCUGCCAUUACCAGGACCGACAUCUUUGACUUCCUGGUGGACAUUGUGCCGAGGGACGAGCUCAAGGAGGAGGGCCUUGGGGUCCCGAGGGCCACCCUCCCCAUCGUGGGAGCUCCCACUGAUGCAAUCCCAUAUUACUAUGUUCCAGCGCAGGUGGCUACCUCAGGGAUGAUCAUGGGGAAGCCUGUUGACCAGCAAGCUGCUGCCGCUGCUGCAAUCUAUGGAGCCCAACAGACUCACCCUGUGGCUUAUAUGUCAUGGCCUCAAAUGCAGGCGCAGCCUUCUUCCCUACAACUCCAGCAGCCUCAUGACAUGCCUGACAAUGCUUGA